UCUGCUCCGAAGUAUACCUGGAGAUUUUAGACACGAAGAAAAACUAUGUCUGGUCUGACAAGAGCUGAUGUUAGCAUGCCAGGUACCGAGUGAAGAAUUAAUAACGGAAUAUCAAGAAAAGAACACUGCGUGUGUUCCGGAGGCGUUCGCUGUUCGAGUGAGCACCUUUUGGUUCGGAGUGCACACACAAGCACUCAUCUGAGCAGUGAUGGGCGCUUGGACGCUGCUGCUGUGUCUCCUCGCCAUUGUGAGAGGCAGCCUGGGGGCAGAUACUGAGGAGCGGUUGGUGGAGCACCUGUUAAACCCCGCCCACUAUAACAAACUGAUCCGCCCAGCGACCAAUGGCUCGGAGCUGGUGACGGUUCAGCUGAUGGUGUCACUGGCCCAGCUCAUCAGCGUGCAUGAGAGAGAGCAGGUCAUGACCACCAACGUAUGGCUCACACAGGAGUGGCAGGACUACCGUCUGACGUGGGUCCCUGAGGAGUUUGAUGGCAUGGAGAAGGUCAGACUGCCUUCCAAACACAUCUGGCUGCCCGACGUUGUGCUGUAUAACAAUGCUGAUGGUAUGUACGAGGUGUCCUUCUACUCUAACGCGGUGGUCUCCCAUGACGGCAGUAUCUUCUGGCUGCCUCCAGCCAUCUACAAGUCAGCCUGUAAGAUCGAGGUCAAACACUUCCCCUUCGACCAGCAGAACUGCACCAUGAGGUUCCGCUCCUGGACCUACGACCGCACAGAGAUCGACCUGAUCCUGAGGUCCGACGUGGCCAGCAUGGAUGACUUCACGCCCAGCGGAGAGUGGGACAUCAUCGCCCUGCCGGGGCGUCGCAACGAGAACCCUGCCGACCCCACCUACGUAGACAUUACCUAUGACUUCAUCAUCCGCAGGAAACCUCUGUUCUACACCAUCAACCUCAUCAUCCCCUGUGUCCUCAUCACCUCUCUGGCUAUCUUAGUGUUCUAUCUGCCCUCUGACUGUGGAGAGAAGAUGACUCUGUGUAUCUCUGUCCUGCUGGCCCUCACUGUGUUCCUCCUGCUGAUCUCUAAGAUCGUCCCUCCCACCUCCCUGGACGUUCCUCUGGUCGGGAAGUACCUGAUGUUCACCAUGGUCCUGGUGACUUUCUCUAUUGUCACCAGUGUGUGUGUUCUCAACGUGCACCACCGCUCCCCUACCACACACACCAUGCCCCCCUGGGUCAAGCUGGUGUUCCUCAACAAACUGCCUGCGCUGCUCUUCAUGCGCCAGCCCCGGAACAGCUGCGAGCGCCAGAAGCUGCGGCAGCAACGGAGGGUCCAGGAGCAGAAGGAGAGGGGCAGGGAUGGGGGCUCCGCCGGGGGGCUGAUGGUGGGCCUGGGGCUGGGGGGCGAAGGGGGUGGCACGGAUAACAACGACCCCUGUACGUGCUACGUGAACCGGGCGUCCGUGAAACAGUUUGUAGGGGAGCUGGGAGGGGGCGCAGGGGGAGGGGGGUCGAUGGAGGGGCUGAAUGGGCUGAGGGAGGGCAGGGAGGGGGGGCAGGGGAACCGGCCUCGGGGGAAUCAGGGAGGAGGGGGCCCAGCCCUGACCCAGGCCGUGCUAGGACAGGCCUGCCCUGGGUUCGAGGAGGCUGUCGACGGGGUCCGCUUCAUCGCCAACCACAUGAAGAGUGAAGAUGACGACCAGAGCGUGAGCGAGGACUGGAAGUAUGUUGCGAUGGUGAUUGACCGACUGUUCCUGUGGAUCUUUAUAAUCGUGUGUGUGUCCGGAACGGUCGGGAUGUUCCUGCAGCCACUGUUCCAGAACUACACUGCCAAGACCAUCACCAACACCAACGGCUGACCAACCAGGUGCCCCGCAGCCUCGAUGGACACCACCCCCAUCCAAUCAGCACAGCAGGACAGGGGAAGGAGGGAGGGACCUGGGUUUUAUUAAGUCUGUGGACAGCAGCCACACCUGUUAACCUUUAUGGCCUUUCUACUGAACUGUUCUGAACUGAAUAACUAAACUAAACACCAACAGUAUUAAAUACGUAAUUUUUUUCAGAGGAGGGAUAAAUGGAUGGACAUAUCUUCCUUUUUUCCCAGAGGAAGGUGGAGAUAUCCCUCUCCUCUCUCCCUCUGAGUGGUAAGCGGCAGAAGCCAAUCAGGGAGAGAGGACACUCUCUAUAGUGGUUGACUUCCUGUAGAACGCUACGCCAGCCAAUCAAUGCUCUUCAUUCCAAGCUGACUGUGAAAGCUUACUGAGAGUUUAUCGUCCCACCUCCAACUGGUACAGAACUUAAUGCUUCAGUAACAGAACCUUGAUUGGCGACUGUGUCAACCAAUCAGAAAAAUGGAAAGGCGGUGGGGGUGUCAAGGUUCAUAAUUGUUUUUCCAAGCCGCUUCUGUUUAACCAAACUGAUAGUACAGUACAGUAUAUUUUAUCAUAGAAUAGCAGUGUACCACAGUAUAGCUUUGAGUGUAAUAUUAUUGUGAUUUCUCUGUGUCUGUUCCUGAUAGAAAGGUAUGGUGCAGUGGUUUGUUGUAUGAUUCUCUACGUUUUUAAACAAGAAUGUGAUAUUACCUGUGACACAGACACUAACACUAUAUGUGUAGAAGCGACAGAUGGUGAAGGAGAGGGAUGAAAGAGAGAGGGAUAGUGACAGGGAGUUAGAUGGAAUGAGAGGGAGUAGUUACGGUGAAUCCCAAACCACCCCCUCGCCCCUACCAACUUCCUGGGAGGUAUUUCAUCCGUUACAUGUGUCAAGUCUCUGAAUCAGACAUAAACAAAUGCAUGUUGAAUAUAAUUAGGCACGCCUCUCAAUUUGUAAAAAUAUAAUUUGGGCAAACUCCAAAUAUAUUGCAGUGUGUGUCGGGAUAGUACUUCGCUCUGAAGCCUGCAUCCAUGCUGGCUAAGUUGAAGUGGCCAUAGGAGGUUCUAACUAGCCCUUACACCCUCCAUCAUUUUCACUCCCUCAGCUUUGGGACACUUGUGCAAAUGGCGGAGGCGCGCGUGAAUGUGCAAAUGGAGUGCCGAGGGGCCAGGCGAAGGGGGUGAUUUGGGAUUCAGCCUUAGAUAGAGAAAGAUAAAGGUGUAGGAUGUCUGCCUAUACAGCUCUAUUGGGAUAAUAGCAGCCUGUGCCAUCGGGUACAGUUGCAAGGGGAUGAGUCUAGAUUCAGUCCGUUCCUGGGAAACUGAGACUGGGUUGCGCCAAUAUGGAGUAAAUUCCCUCCUUUUACAGUUGAGCCAUGAUUGCACAAAAUUGUGUGGUCGAAUAUAGAACUGACAGAUGAUAUGUAUUGUUGGAAUAAUGAUGUUUUCUCAUGAAACAGAAGCAAUUGUGUGUUACGAAUGUUUGCACAAAUGUUAAUUUCUGUCAUCGCUGUGAUUCACAUUAUCAGAGUAAGACAGUGUCUCACUCUUUCUCUGUCCUCUCCUCCUUCCCCCUCCUCUCCUCUCCUCCUUCCCCCUCCUCUCCUCCCACUCUCAGAUUGUGUUGUGCUCUGUAGCUGACUGCCCAGUGUGUAACGGUGUGUAAUGCUGUAUUAUAAUUAUUGUCAGAGCACACGGCGUCUAUAGUUAUUACAGUAAUGGUCCAGGUUCAUUUACAUAAUGUCCAGUGUGUGUGUGUGUGUGUGUGUGUGUGUGUGUGUGUGUGUGUGUGUGUGUGUGUGUGUAUUGCCCACUGCAUUGUCAUAUCUGUCAGAUGCAAUGUGCAAGAGAGCUUACUUCCCUCGCUGUCUCACCUCUUCCCUCCAUCCCCCCUCGCUCUCUCUGGACAUCUCUAGUAUAGACAUUGAUUGUAAUUAGGGUAAUGACCAGCCCACCUACACACUGAAGCACUACCCUCCUCCCCUCCGCCCCCACUCCUGCUCUCUCAACCCCCUCCUCCCUUUCUAUACUUUUUCCAUCUCCUCCCCUCCUCUCUGUCCAUCUCUGAACCACAGAUUCCUCAUGUUAUGUUCCCUCUGUCGAUCUCUCUCCAUCCCUCUGUCCCUGCUCCCUCUGAAUCUGGCUAUAACAGGUCCUGGUGUGGUGGGAUUUGGACAAGCACGCACACACACAAACACACACACAGAGGGACAGCCAGAACAAUAUACCUCCAGCUGAGUGUUAGCUGUGUGUUAACUGCCAUCCUGAGUGAUCCCCUUCCAUGACCUUGCGUCACUCUGUGGGACACAGGCUUUUCACAGUGGGUUAGCCCAGGAUAUUCCCAAGUGAACCCCCAGGACAUCCCCAGGAGAACCCCAGGACAUCCGCAGGAGAGGCCCAGGAGAACCCCAGGACAUCCCCAGGAGAACCCCAGGACAUCCGCAGGAGAGGCCCAGGAGAACCCCAGGACAUCCGCAGGAGAACCCCAGGACAUCCGCAGGAGAGGCCCAGGAGAACCCCAGGACAUCCGCAGGAGAACCCCAGGACAUCCCCAGGAGAGGCCCAGGAGAACCCCAGGACAUCCCCAGGGGAACCCCAUGACAUCCCCAGGAGAGGCCCAGGAGUGUGAAAAGCCUAUCAGAGAGCUGUGAAAUCCUGUGGAGUGGAGUGGUGUCCUCUCUUUUCCUCCAGGACCUGGCUAUAGAGCUGUGACACAAACAGAGUGCUGUCCAUCCCCUCCCUCCUCCCUGUUUCUCCACCCCUCUCUUUUCUUCCUUCUCUCCCCAUCAUUCCCUUGUUCUCUCUCUCCUCUGUCCAUUCUUCUUGUCUCUCCCUCCUCUGUCCCUCUCUCUGUGUCUCUGUCUGUUUCUCUGCUCCCCACUCAGAGGAGAGUGUUGUCCUCCCAUAACCCCUCACAGCUUUGUUCCUGUGCACACCAUAAACAGUCCAAUAAAGGUUGUAGGUUCAGUUCAA
This is a messenger RNA of Coregonus clupeaformis (lake whitefish), 4801 nucleotides long. Its product is annotated as neuronal acetylcholine receptor subunit beta-2. Gene Ontology annotation, cellular component: neuron projection; synapse; postsynaptic membrane. Gene Ontology annotation, molecular function: acetylcholine-gated monoatomic cation-selective channel activity; transmembrane signaling receptor activity. NCBI's taxonomy places the organism in Eukaryota, Metazoa, Chordata, Actinopteri, Salmoniformes, Salmonidae. The record is from RefSeq and is a predicted model, not a curated record. Bases 209 to 1816 code for a protein of 535 amino acids. The transcript is spliced from 6 exons. Gene Ontology annotation, biological process: nervous system process; monoatomic ion transmembrane transport; signal transduction.